Molecule: messenger RNA, 2396 nt
Organism: Aspergillus heteromorphus CBS 117.55
Lineage: Eukaryota; Fungi; Ascomycota; Eurotiomycetes; Eurotiales; Aspergillaceae
Product: putative FAD monooxygenase
Exons: 3
Coding region: 301-2220 (639 amino acids)
Molecular function (GO): FAD binding
Source: RefSeq, a predicted model, not a curated record
CGCCGAUGUCCGUCUCAUCGCUGUUUUCGGGCCUCUCCCCCCAGGCCUCCUCGCGAUAUUUAUAUGCCCGUCCCCGUUCCCCCAUCACAAUGGACUUCUCAUCCAGAUCAGCUUCGCAUCGGCCUCUUCAUCUCUUCUUUGCCUUCUCUUCGAUACCCGGGUGAUGCUCUGAGGUGGUAAUACUACCUUCCACCUACCUACCACCUUGCAUUGCGCAUACAUCCAGAUCCCCGCCGGCCACAUCCUCCUCCCCCACAUUCCUGAAGCUUGGUUGUCCGCCAGCCACACAGUGUCGCCAACAUGGCCCCCUCCCAACAACAAGAAGACAAAUAUGACAUCGUCAUCGUGGGCGCUGGCCCCGUUGGCAUUGUCCUCUCGCUCUGUAUGUCCCGCUGGGGCUACAAGGUCAAGCAUAUCGACAACCGCCCGGUGCCGACCGCCACCGGCCGUGCCGAUGGCAUCCAGCCGCGUUCCACCGAGAUCCUCCGCAACCUGGGCCUGAAGCGCCAGAUCAUGGCCUACAAACCCGCCAAGGUGUACGACGUUGCCUUCUGGGAUCCCCUGGCGGGCGGAAAAGGGAUCCACCGCACCGGAAGCUGGCCCAGCUGCCCCCGCUUCAUCGACACCCGAUACCCCUUCACCACCCUGGUCCACCAGGGUAAGAUCGAGCGCGUGUUCCUGGACGAGAUCGAGAAGGCCGGUACCACGGUCCAGAGGCCUUGGACGAUCGUUGGGUUCAAGAACGAUGGCCUGGACGAGACAUAUCCCGUUCAAGUGCAGCUCAAGAGCCUCGACACGAACGUGAUCGAGACCGUCCGUACCAAAUAUCUCUUCAGUGGCGAAGGCGCUCGAAGCUUCAUCAGACAGGAACUUGGCAUUAAAAUCCAGUACAAGGACCCCAUCUCUUAUGUGUGGGGUGUUAUGGAUGGUGUCGUGAGGACCAACUUCCCCGACAUUGAGACUAAGUGCACCAUCCACUCCGAUGCCGGCUCUAUCAUGGUGAUUCCUCGCGAGGACAAUAUGGUCCGUCUUUACGUCCAGAUCGCUUCGUCCAGCGAUCCCGAUUUCGACCCUAAGAAGACGGCCACGGCGGAAGAUGUCCAGGCGAUCGCCAAGAAGAUCCUUCAGCCAUACUGGCUGGAGUGGGAUCGCGUGGAAUGGUACUCGGUUUACCCCAUCGGCCAGGGUAUCUCCGAGAAGUAUACUUUGGAUGAGCGUGUGUUUAUGGGAGGUGAUGCUUGCCACACCCACAGCCCCAAAGCGGGUCAGGGCAUGAACACUGCUUUCCACGAUGCCCUCAAUAUGGCCUGGAAGCUCCACGCCGUGGAGUCUGGUCUGGCCAAGCGCUCAAUCCUCAGCACCUACGAGAGUGAGCGCCAGGAUAUUGCAGAGACCUUGUUGAGUUUCGAUAACAAAUACGCCGCUUUGUUCUCGAAGCGUCGCCCCACUGCGGGCGAGGUAGGCGAGGCCAGCCAUUCGGCUGCUGCUGACGGCAACGGCGAGGAGGACGAGUUCGUCAAAACCUUCAAGUCCUCCUGCGAGUUCACCAGUGGCUACGGCGUGGCCUACAAGCCCAGCGUAUUCACCUGGGACCCCAGCCAUCCCGCCCAAUCCCCACUGUUUGACGUCCCCGGGGUGAAACUGACCCCAGGCCGCUCAUUCACACCCACCACCGUGACCCGGUUGGCCGACGCCAACUUCGUGCACCUGGAACAGGAAAUUCCCGCCAACGGCGCAUUCCGCAUCUUCAUCUUUGCCGGCAAACAAAAGCAGACCAGCAAGGCGAUCGCCGACCUGGCCGCCAACCUCGAGAAAGAGCGCUCGUUCCUCUCCGUCUACCGCCGAAGCGACAUCGCCGACGUCUCCUUCUUCGAGCACCACCUCCCCCACUCCAAGCUCUUCUCCCUCUGUCUGAUCUACGCCGGCGAGAAAAACCAAGUGGACAUCGACGCCGUCCCCACCAUCCUCCGCGACUACCACCAUCACAUCUACGCCGACAACAUCCCCGACGUCCGGGCCCCGAGCGCCCAGUACGCCGCCCACGAGAAACUGGGCUUCGACCCCGAGAAGGGCGGUGUCGUCGUCACCCGCCCCGACAGCCACAUCGCCUGCACCGUGCAGCUGGUCGAGGGCUCUGGCACCGUCGACGCCCUCAACGCCUUCUUCGGCGCUUUCACCACUAAGCCCCUCGGCCAGGAUCAACAGCAAAGCCGUCUGUAAUCGUGCUUUCUUGUGUAUUUUACCCCCUCCCUGUCCUGUUGGCUUAUUACCCGGGGCUCUCUUGUAUAUAGUAUACUUCGCUUCUUCGCCCUUGGCUUGGUUACUGUUUAGCGCAAGUCAUUGUGAUCCUCUGGCUGUUCGGGUUAUCUGAAUAUUAUAUGUUAACUAGAAUCAUC